Molecule: messenger RNA, 1972 nt
Organism: Leptopilina heterotoma
Lineage: Eukaryota; Metazoa; Arthropoda; Insecta; Hymenoptera; Figitidae
Product: glucose dehydrogenase [FAD, quinone]
Exons: 8
Coding region: 138-1943 (601 amino acids)
Molecular function (GO): flavin adenine dinucleotide binding; oxidoreductase activity, acting on CH-OH group of donors
Source: RefSeq, a predicted model, not a curated record
GGAGAAUGGUACCGGUCUAGUCGCUUGCAGGUCGUGGGACCGUAAACUAAAACCGAAUCGGUUGUUCUUUCGCGAGUGUUCUGAAGGGAAACAUUCAAUUCACUGAACAUAUCAUUAACGUUGGAUACUUUUUAGCAAUGAGCUGCAACUGUCCCCUGUCGACAGCCACUGGACCCACUUUGGCCUCGACAUGUGGGGGGCCUUCCUUUAUGCUCUUUAUGGGUCUUCUUGAGGUGUUCCUACGCAGCCAAUGUGAUCUCGAAGAUCCUUGCAAUCGACCUUUGCCACGCGAUCGCGUAAACUCAAGGUACGACUUUGUUGUGAUAGGAGGUGGAAGUGCAGGGGCAACUGUUGCAUCGAGAUUAUCGGAAGAUAAUCGAUAUUCUGUAUUGUUACUCGAGGCAGGUUUAGAUGAGCCAACUGGUACGCAAAUACCGUCAUUUUUUUUUAAUUUCUUGGGAUCGGAUAUCGAUUGGCAAUACACAACGGAAAGUGAGGAUGAAGCUUGUUUGAAUAAAGAAGAUCGAAAAUGCUACUGGCCACGCGGAAAAGUACUGGGAGGAACAAGUGUAAUGAACGGAAUGAUGUACAUGAGAGGCUCGAGAAAGGACUUUGACGACUGGGAUCGAAUGGGAAAUCCCGGUUGGUCAUAUCAAGAUGUCCUUCCCUUCUUUAUAAAAAGUGAGGACAAUCAACAAGUCAGCGAUAUGGAUUACGGAUUUCAUGGAGUGGGUGGUCCACUAACUAUUACUCAAUUUCCAUAUCAUCCACCACUGAGUUUUGCACUCCUCCAAGCCGGAAGAGAAUUAGGUUACGAAACAGUGGAUUUAAACGGUAAUUCACAUACUGGAUUCGCAAUUGCUCAAACAACAUCACGAAAUGGUUCACGACUAUCAACAGCUCGGGCAUUUCUUCGACCAGCUCGAAAUCGUCAUAAUUUACACAUAAUGUUAAAUUCCACUGCGACGAGAAUUUUAUUCGAUGAUAAUAAACGAGCAGUUGGUGUUGAAUUCGUUCAUAACGGACAAGCGCAAAGGGUGUCUGUUGGCAAUGAAGUCGUCAUUAGCGGAGGAGCUGUAAACUCACCGCAAAUACUUCUAAACAGUGGAAUCGGUCCACGAGAAGAAUUGGAAGCUGUUGGAACUCCAGUUGUUCACGAUGUUCCAGGAGUUGGACGAAAUCUUCACAAUCACGCGGCAUACACUCUGACUUAUACGAUAAAUGACACGGACACAACACCACUAAAUUGGGCCACUGCUAUGGAAUAUUUACUAUUCCGAGAUGGUUUAAUGUCCGGCACAGGAAUAUCUGAAGUGACUGCAAUGAUAAAUACCAAGUAUUCAGAUCCAAGGGAGGAUAAUCCUGAUAUACAAUUAAUUUUUGGUGGCUAUUUGGCGGAUUGUGCGGAAACAGGAAUGGUGGGCGAGAAGAAAGGGGCAAACAGAACAAUUUACAUAAUUCCAACACUUCUGCAUCCAAAGAGUAGAGGUUAUCUUCGUUUGAGAAAUAACGAUCCCCUCUCGAAACCAAUGAUCUAUCCUAAAUAUCUUACUCAUCCGGAUGACGUCGCUGGUCUUAUCGAGGGAAUUAAGUUUAGCAUUCAAUUAGCUGAGACUAGUGCUUUAAAAAAAUACGGUUUCGAGUUGGAUAGAACUCCGGUUAAAAAUUGCGAACACUUGAAAUUCGGUUGUGAUGCCUAUUGGGAAUGUGCAAUGAAACAUGAUACAGCACCAGAGAAUCAUCAAGCUGGUUCUUGCAAAAUGGGACCAAAUUCUGAUCCUAUGGCAGUUGUUGACAAUCAAUUACGAGUUCGAGGUGUUCGGGGAGUACGAGUUGCUGAUACAAGUAUCAUGCCUCAAGUCACUUCUGGCAAUACAAACGCCCCUGCAAUUAUGAUUGGCGAAAGAGCCGCCGAUUUUAUCAAGAGAGCCUGGAUUGGAUGAAGGAGAUUCUUCCAUUAAAAAAAAUUUUU